Vespa mandarinia (Asian giant hornet) is the source of this 1131-nucleotide messenger RNA. It is a transcript of the gene Rpp30, whose product is annotated as ribonuclease P protein subunit Rpp30. Lineage: Eukaryota; Metazoa; Arthropoda; Insecta; Hymenoptera; Vespidae. The record is from RefSeq and is a predicted model, not a curated record. Gene Ontology annotation, biological process: tRNA processing. Gene Ontology annotation, cellular component: nucleolar ribonuclease P complex. Gene Ontology annotation, molecular function: RNA binding.
CACGUGCGUGUGAUAUGUGUACAUUCGUAGUUUAUCAAAUAUUAUUUUAUUUAAUAUUUACUUUUAUUUAUCAAAAUAGCAAUAUUUUUAGGUUAUUACGUGAUGUUUAAAUAUACUUUUUGUUUAAAGUAUUUACAAUUGUUUAAUUUUAAUAAAUUCUCACGAAAUUGUAUUUAAAUAAACAAUAUUCAUAGAUAUUGCAAAUAUGGAUGUGAAAUUAAGUGAUGGGUAUUUUGACUUGUGCAUAAAUGCAACGAAAGAUAAUAUGUCGAAUUUGCAUAGUAUUUUAUUAAGGUUAUGUGAAAUGGGAUUUAGGACAGUGGCAAUCAAUCAAACCAUUGAUGAUAGUAUUUUUGAUACCGAUAAAAAGAAGAAAAAGAAAAAAUCAGAGAACAAUGAAAGCUCAAUUAUGGUUCCUAAUCCAUUUAAUAUAGAUGAUUUAGUAAAAGAAUUUAAAGACAAACUUCGCAUUUUUAAUAGGCUUACAUUUAUUUAUUCUGAUCCAUUAAAAACUCACAUAUUGAACCAUUGCAAUAAUUUGAAAAAGUUUCAUUUAUAUUCUGUAAUACCAAAAACAAAAGCAGCACUUCAGUUUGCAUGUUCGCAACUGAAUACAGAUAUCAUUACCAUAAAUGCAUCCUGUACUGGAUUUAAAAUGAAUAGAAAACUUUAUUUACAAGCUGUAGAAAGAGAUGUACAUUUUGAAAUACAAUAUACAGAUAUAUUAAAUCCAGAACAGCGGAAAAUUUCUAUUCAUCAUGCACAUUUAUUUUAUGUAUAUGGAAAAAGCAAGAAUGUAAUAAUAUCAAGUGGGGCAAGUAAUGUUACAGAAAUCAGAAAUCCUUAUGAUAUCAUAAACUUGGGAGCUCUAUUAGGAUUAAAUGAAGUUAAAUCUAAAGCAGCUAUUCUAUAUCAAUCCAAACACCUACUUUUGAGAGCAGAAAGACGACGUUAUGGUAAAGUUUUUGCUAUAAGGAUAGAAGAAAAGUUAGAAGAAGACAAUCACAGUGAAUCAAAUGCAAAAAAGCUAAAGUUAUGAGUACUGUAAAUAUCACUGAAUAUAUAUCAACAUAUUUUAAACUAAUAUUUCAUCCAGAAAAAAUAAAAUCUAUUUAUUUUUCUUUUUUCAUA